AUGUGGAAUGGGCACUGUGUGUCCGUCAGUACCCCAUCGGACACACACACACUCGGCAGAGAGAGAGAGAGAGAGAGAGAGAGCAGCGUGAGAGGAGAGAGGAGGCAGCCAUACCUCCGACCGGCCGUCCCCACCACCGGAGCAGCAUCACCUCCUGCCGCCAUCACCACCAACCGAGCCCACCUCCAGCCGAGCUCCAUCCGCCGAUCCUCCAACCGGCGCCGCUCGUCCUCUCAUCAUCACCACCAAGCUCUCAUCAUCAUCACCACCACCACCGAUCAGCACCUCCCACCACCGAGCAACCCAUCACCAGCCGGCCAUCACCGCCACUGGAGCCAUCUCCACUGCCGUGCUCACCAUCACCACCGCCCGAGCUCCGAACCGCCGCCGUCUCUUUCCAAACCCCGUUUUGCCGGACGAAAGGUACCGAAGAUGGAACAGAAGUGUUCGUACGAUUCGAUCAAGUUCAACCCUAAUGAGGAAGAAGCUGAAAACCUUGGUUUCCGUACACAUAGUCGCUCUGAUUAAUUUAAGUCGACUUUAUUUUGGAAGCUUCUAAGUUUAUUUGGAAAUUGUAAUAUUUUGAUUUAUUUAAAACGAUUGUAAUAUAUUGACAUAUGCUUUUGAACUAGUGACGUAGUAAAUUUAUAAAUUUCUUUUGUGGAAA
Molecule: messenger RNA, 667 nt
Organism: Rhododendron vialii
Lineage: Eukaryota; Viridiplantae; Streptophyta; Magnoliopsida; Ericales; Ericaceae
Exons: 3
Coding region: 1-528 (175 amino acids)
Source: RefSeq, a predicted model, not a curated record